AUGGCGGGUGUCGGUGGCGGCGGUGGCGCGGGCAAGAUGGCGGACAAGGAGAAGAAGAAGAAAGAGAGCAUCUUGGAUCUCUCCAAGUACAUCGACAAAACGAUCCGAGUGAAGUUCCAGGGCGGGAGGGAAGCAAGUGGUGUCUUGAAAGGAUUUGACCCUCUUCUGAACCUGGUGCUGGAUGGUACCAUUGAGUAUAUGCGAGACCCAGAUGACCAAUACAAGCUAACAGAGGACACACGUCAGCUGGGCCUGGUGGUCUGCAGAGGCACUUCUGUGGUUCUCAUCUGUCCCCAGGAUGGGAUGGAAGCAAUUCCCAACCCUUUCAUUCAGCAGCAGGAUGGCUGAUGCUGGCUUGGGACUGGCUCUGAGGA
Indicator indicator is the source of this 374-nucleotide messenger RNA. It is a transcript of the gene LSM7, whose product is annotated as LSM7 homolog, U6 small nuclear RNA and mRNA degradation associated. Gene Ontology annotation, molecular function: RNA binding. The record is from RefSeq and is a predicted model, not a curated record. The transcript is spliced from 4 exons. NCBI's taxonomy places the organism in Eukaryota, Metazoa, Chordata, Aves, Piciformes, Indicatoridae. Gene Ontology annotation, biological process: nuclear-transcribed mRNA catabolic process; mRNA splicing, via spliceosome. Gene Ontology annotation, cellular component: Lsm1-7-Pat1 complex; spliceosomal tri-snRNP complex; catalytic step 2 spliceosome. Bases 1 to 348 code for a protein of 115 amino acids.